Molecule: messenger RNA, 3420 nt
Organism: Bemisia tabaci
Lineage: Eukaryota; Metazoa; Arthropoda; Insecta; Hemiptera; Aleyrodidae
Product: ATP-binding cassette sub-family B member 10, mitochondrial
Biological process (GO): oligopeptide export from mitochondrion
Cellular component (GO): mitochondrial inner membrane
Molecular function (GO): ABC-type oligopeptide transporter activity; ATP binding; ATP hydrolysis activity
Source: RefSeq, a predicted model, not a curated record
UAUCGUGAUCGUGAUAGUGAAAGUAAAUUCUCAGUUCUCAGUGCUAUACAAAAUUACAUGAUGCAAUUUAAAUCAAAACAAAAGUGCUAUUUUACCAGUAGUAUUGUUGGUUUAGUAGGAUUGUUUUAUUUUCAUGAUAGCUGUGUUUCAAAAUUCGAGCAAAACCAUUCUAAACUGAAUGAAUGGUCCUUCUGAUUCACAUUUGAAUAUGGAUUCGGUUCACUUUCUCUCCAUUCAACUUCUGUAACGUUUCAUUGUUUUGUUCGUAUUAUCCCGACUCUCAAUCAUGAGUGCAGCAAUUAAUAUGAAAUUAUUUACCGAUAAAUUCAUAACUGUACUAUCGCGAAACCUCAACAAUCCAUGGAAAUUAUAUUCGUCAACACAUUCCAAUGUACCUGUUAAUGCUCGCUUAGCACACUUUAUCAUGGGGAAUAGCGUUUCUGUCCAUUCUCUACCAAAUGCAAGAUGUUUUCUCCUGGAGAAGAAGAGCGUCUCUGUUUGUAUGAAACGGCUAUCUAGUUCGAAGAGUCCAGGAAGUCAGGGCAUCUACUCCUCUCAGAGUACUCCAAAAUUUUCUUCAUCAGAUAUUAAGCGCUUGUUAGCCCUUGCAAAGCCAGAGAAAUGGAAACUUUGCGGGGCCAUUUGUCUUCUUCUGGUAUCGAGCACUGUCACUAUGGCUGUACCGUUCUCUCUAGGAAAGGUGAUCGAUAUCAUUUACACCUCUGACUCGGAAAAAAUGAAAGAUAAUCUAAAUUUUGUUUGUGCCAUACUUAUAGGAGUUUUUGUGUUAGGUGCUACUUGCAAUUUUGGAAGGGUUUACCUCAUGAAUAUGACAGGUAAUCGGAUAACCACGAGAAUUCGAAAGAAUGUAUUCAAGUCAAUUUUAUCCCAAGAGACAGCUUUCUUUGAUAAACAUCGAACGGGCGAGCUGAUUAACAGGCUUUCAGCUGAUACAUCCCUUGUAGGACAGUCGGUAACAAUGAAUAUAUCUGAUGGCCUUCGGUCUGGUAUCAUGGUUGUUUCAGGUGUCUCAAUGAUGUUUUACAUGUCACCUUCCUUGGCGCUAGUUAGUUUAACUGUUGUACCACCCAUUGUUGGUGUAGCAAUAAUUUAUGGUCGUUUCGUGAGAAAAAUUACCAAAGCUGUUCAGGAUUCCCUUGCUGACGCAACUCAAGUUGCUGAAGAACGAAUAAGCAACAUUAGAACUGUGAAAACAUUCAGUCAAGAAGAAAAAGAAAUGUCCUACUAUAACAGCAAAAUGGCCACUGUUUUGGAACUAGCAGAAAAAGAGUCUGUAGCUAAAGGAGUGUUUUAUGGAAUGACAGGAUUAGGUGGAAAUGCCAUAAUUAUUUCAGUUCUUUACUAUGGAGGAGGGUUAGUGGCCGACAAUAGCAUCACAGUUGGUGGUCUUUCUGCUUUUCUCCUGUACGCAGCUUACAUUGGUGUUUCCAUGGGUGGUUUGACAAGUUUUUACUCUGAGUUGAAUCGAGGACUCGGAGCAAGUGCAAGGUUAUGGGAACUCACUGAUCGCAAACCAGCUAUCCCUAUCUCUGGAGGUCUCGUUCCUGCUGUUGCCCCACACGGUGAUAUUAUCUUCAAAAAUGUGACUUUCGCGUACCCAAGUCGAGAAAAUUCGUUUAUCUGCAAAAAUUUGUCGUUACACGUUCCUUCAUCAAGUAUUACCGCAAUUGUUGGGUCCAGUGGGUCAGGAAAAAGUACUCUAGCUUAUUUGCUGUUGAGGUUGUAUGAUCCGCUGGAGGGUCAAAUUCUAUUGGAUGGCACAGAAGUCAAACUGUAUGAUCCUUGUUAUCUACGCAGUAUUAUUGGCACUGUUAGUCAAGAGCCAGUUUUGUUCUCUGGAACUGUCCGAGAAAAUAUUCUUUAUGGUGCUAACAAGCCUGAAUCUGUAUCUGAGGAACAGCUCAUCCAAGCAACCAAAGAGGCGAAUGCCUAUAACUUCAUCAUGAACGAUCUUCCUGAAAACUUCGAGACCCGAGUUGGUGAGCGGGGCAUCAUGUUGUCUGGUGGUCAAAAACAGCGCAUUGCAAUCGCCCGGGCGCUCAUCAAGAAUCCAAGAAUCAUUGUCCUGGAUGAAGCUACAAGUGCGCUUGAUGCAGAAAGCGAGUAUCUAGUCCAAGAAGCCUUAGAAAAAAUUACCCUGAACCGCACAGUCAUGACAAUUGCUCAUCGUUUAUCGACAAUAAAACACGCAGAUCAAAUAGCUGUUCUGGAUCAAGGGCAAAUUGUUGAGGUCGGAAAUUAUGAUGAAUUAAUAUCAAAGAAAGAUGGUACUUUCUACAAUCUUAUUAAACAUCAAGCAUUUUCAUCUUGAAGAUUACGGAGGUACUGAUUUAAUUUUAUUAACCUGAAAGCUUGGAGAGCAUUUAAUAGCUUACUUCAAGGGUUUUCUUACGAAUCCUUGUUCGUACGCUUCUGGUACACCUUGUGCAGUUCACCCCAGUUAAAUGGCUGUUGUCAGAAAUGGCUUGCUCGAUUGGAACUUCUUUAGUUCCAAGUUUAAGCAUUGUUGUCCUGUAUAUCUAAGUAUUGGGUGGCUUGUAACACUCUUAUCCGUUGUAACAGACAGUGAUAGAUAACGGUGAGGGUCCCCAUAUUGUUACUGCUCUUCAACAGGACUGUUUCAAUACCUCUUCACGAAUUGACAGGACACUCUUAGCUCAAUGAUUUAAUAAGUUGAUUUCAACUCUAGCUGUAUCUUUACAAAAGUAAUGUUUAAGGAAAUUCAUUCAUUUGAGCUUUUAAAGCUGAUUCAGGAGAUGAAGAACAUAAUAGUUUUCUGAACCUGACGAGAUAAUUUUUCUUUCGGAAUUUGAAAUACGGCUCCUGUCUUAGAACCUCAAAAGUAGUAGGCAUGUCCUUUGUAAGUGCUUGUUUCAUGCCCUUUACAUAAUCUGCAUUUUUAAGGUAAUUUUGAAAAGCUGUAAAAAUGACAAGAAAGGAAAAUCUACUAUCCAUGUAAUUUUCAUAGUACAGAACUUAAAGUGACUAAUCAGCAGUAAUUUUUGCGGGAGUCUUUUUAAUUAUCCCAAGAAAGCUGAACAGAUUUGGUUGAAUCAAAAUUUAAGGAGGACACUAUAGGUUUAGUUUUGGUCUGCUAUCAAUCUUGCUAGGUAAAUAAAACAUACUUUCUUGAGGACAAAGAUCUCUUUAUUAAGCUUAGAGGAUCACACAAUGCAUUUAAGAUGGGUCAAUGAAUUUGUUUAGUUUCUUCAAACCUGAUCUAAUACUGUUUUUGGUCUCUUAAUUUUCAUGAAAUGGUGACUGGAUCACAAUUUGGAGACAUUAAGCCUGUAGAGGUAAAUUUUUUUAUGAAUGUGCAAGAACUCGUUCAUUGCAUCCUUGUUCAAAAACACGGUUUAAAAUUAAAGGUCUCGAUAUUUUCCUUUGCAAACACUUAAG